Molecule: messenger RNA, 1907 nt
Organism: Hippopotamus amphibius kiboko
Lineage: Eukaryota; Metazoa; Chordata; Mammalia; Artiodactyla; Hippopotamidae
Gene: HUS1
Product: HUS1 checkpoint clamp component
Exons: 9
Coding region: 368-1147 (259 amino acids)
Biological process (GO): mitotic intra-S DNA damage checkpoint signaling; double-strand break repair via homologous recombination; meiotic DNA integrity checkpoint signaling
Cellular component (GO): site of double-strand break; nucleolus; checkpoint clamp complex
Source: RefSeq, a predicted model, not a curated record
GGUGGGACUCGCUAGAGUCCGCUGCUGAGGGGCGCCUGGAACGGGCCGCGUCUCGCCAUGAAGUUUCGGGCUAAGCUCGUGGAUGCUGCCUGUUUGAACAACUUCACGCGCUGCACAGACAUCUUUAUCUGGCGCAGACCACCCUUCACAGCCCGGCCCUGUUGGUUCCCCGCCCCUGCCGCGACCCCUGCAGCACCCGGUGGUCCUGACUGGACGUGAGAGGGAUGAACGCGGCCAGUAGGCGCCAGUUAACGUCCGAGUCUCGGUUUCCUUAUUCCAGCCCUGAUGGCUGGUGAUGCGAACCGCGCAGGGCUGUUGGAGGCUGGCGUGACCUCAGCGGCGUUAAAGGUUUCCCGGAGUCAGUAACAUGAUAGCCAAGCUCGCCAAAACCUGCACUCUGCGCAUCAGCCCGGAUAAGCUGAACUUCGUCCUCUCUGAUAAGGUGGCCAAUGGAGGGGUGAGCCUGUGGUGUGAACUGGAACAGGAGAACUUCUUCAGCGAAUUUCAAAUGGAAGGAGUCUCCGCAGAAAACAAUGAGAUUUAUUUAGAGCUAGCAUCGGAAAAUUUAUCUCGAGCCUUGAAAACUGCCCAGAAUUCAAGAGCCUUGAAAAUUAAGCUGACGAAUAAACACUUACCCUGCCUCACAGUUUCUAUAGAGCUGUUAUCGGUGUUAAGCAGUAGUCGCAUUGUGACACAUGACAUCCCUGUAAAGGUUAUUCCUAGAAAACUGUGGAAGGACUUACAAGAACCGACAGUCCCAGACGCUGACGUUAGUAUUUAUUUACCAGUCUUGAAGACUAUGAAGAGCGUUGUGGAGAAGAUGAAAAACAUCAGCAAUCACCUCAUUAUUGAAGCAAACCUAAAUGGAGAAUUGAACUUGAAAAUAGAAACUGAACUAGUGUGUGUUACAACUCAUUUUAAAGAUCUUGGAAAUCCUCCCUUAGCUUCUGAAAAUGCUUCUCAAGAUAGAAAUUCAGAACAAAUGGCAGAAGUGCGCGUUGACAUUAGGAAGCUCCUACAGUUCCUUGCUGGACAACAAGUAAAUCCUACAAAGGCCACAUGCAAUAUUGUAAAGAACAAGAUUGUUCAUAUCGACUUGCUCGACGAAGACGUCUCCCUGCAGUAUUUCAUCCCAGCGUUGUCAUAGCCCCACCUGACGGGAUCGUGGACCUGAAGGGGCAGUAGGGUGAUAUGUUCCAAGUCAUUUGUCUCCGUCCCCACAGCACUGGAAUCCUAUGUAUUUUCACUUUUUUCCCCUCCUAUAAUAUUUUGACUAGAAAUUGAGUUAAUGAAUUAAUGAAACACAGUUGGAUAAACAUUUCUUCAUAUUACUUCUCUGUUCUGUUUGCUUUAUUUUGCCUUUAAGAUGUCAAAAAGAAAAGUUAAAAUUUAUUUAAACUUAUUGAAAUUGUGAAAAUCCUCCUAUACUUUGAAUUGGUAUAGUAAUCAAAAUUGGCAAAAAUAAUGUUUGCUGAGCCUGGCACUUUUUCCCAAGGCACUGAUAGCUUAGCAUAAUGUUGUGGGAACAGACCUGGGACACUUAAGUUUCCAUGUGCUUGGAGCUCGAGAAGGUGAGGACAACCCUCCUGCCGCAGAGUGGACCCUGCAGAGCAGCCUGGGGUCUGGCUGCAGCACCCUGUCAUGAUGCUGGUGGAGACUGGAAUUGGGUCCUUGUGGUGCCGGGAGCUGGUCCAGCGUCUGCAGCUCCCAGUGUCUCCUUGAGGGAAGCCACCAUGGUCCCAGUUGUCAUCUCACAGUUCUUUCUUCCACGUUGCAUUGGGUCAGCCCUUCUGGAAAGAGGACAAACAAGACUUCAGUCAGGGUUAGUGGUCAGUGAUGACCCACAUUUGCAUUUGGCCACCACAGCUGGUGCAGGUCCUGGUGGGCCUGCAUCCUCCUCCUCCCUG